This is a messenger RNA of Cydia fagiglandana, 2727 nucleotides long. RefSeq lists its product as uncharacterized. NCBI's taxonomy places the organism in Eukaryota, Metazoa, Arthropoda, Insecta, Lepidoptera, Tortricidae. The record is from RefSeq and is a predicted model, not a curated record. Gene Ontology annotation, molecular function: protein binding.
GCGCAUUCAGUUGCCACUGUUCCGGGAAACGCUCCGCAGCUAGGUUAAGCCAAUCUGAAAAACAUAGCUAGAUGAUAGCUCCGUUAAAAGUAGGUACGCGUUAGAGAUGUGGCCGCUGUCGGCGUUGGUGUUGUCGGCGCUGCUGGCGGUUUCGGCGCGCGAGCUGGACCCGGCGGCGUGCGCGGCACGCUUCGACGUGCAGCGCGACAAGAUCAUCCGCACGGAGGAGUCGCGCGAGAUGGGCGCGCGCUACUUGGCCGAGCUGGACGUGGGCGCGCGCCAGGAGUGCCUGCGGCUCUGCUGCGAGACCGACGCCUGUGACGUUUUCGUCUACGAGGAGAAGAGCCCGGGCAGCUGCUACCUGUUCGCGUGCGGGCCGCCCGAAGACUUCCGCUGCAAGUUCACUGCGCACGGCAACUUCAGCAGCGGCGUGCUGGCCGUAGCCCGCCGCCGAGCCGAGCAGCAGGACCGGGCGCUGUUAGAACAACACGAGCGCGCGCUGGCUAGUCUCAGGUACAGGGCAAGCACGACGGCGAGCACAACGACGUCUACGACAACGCCGCCGCCGCCGCCGCCGCCCCCGCCGACGCCGCCGCCGGCGCCGCAGCUGCCGCCCCCGCGUCGUUGUAGCCGCUACCAGUUCGAGUGCCACACCGGCGGCGAGUGCAUCGCCGUGUACAACGCCUGCGACGGCGUCCCGCAGUGCGCCGACGGCAGCGACGAGGCGCCGGAGCUGGGCUGCCCCGCGCCGCCGACACGCGCGCCGACGCCGCCGCCGCCCACACAGAUACAGGUACAACGCGACGGCGAGCCAUGCGCCGACGGCAGCGACGACGCCCCGGAGCUGGGCUGCCCCGCGCCGCCGACACGCGCGCCGACGCCGCCGCCGCCCACACAGAUACAGGACAUAAGCGUGGAGGUAGGCGGCGAGGGCGCGGCGGGCGAGCGCUGGCCGCAUCGCCUCGCGCAGGCCCAACCGCACCGGUACAGCACCAACGAGGUGGGCGGGUCGCACAUCUUCAGCCACAAGGGCGGACUGCUGCAGCAGCCGCGAGAGGAGGCGCCGGCGCCGCCGUUCUACGAGCCGCAGCCCGCCUGGCCGAGGGCGCCAUGGUCGCAGCCUCAGAAUGUGAUGGAUUCCGGUUGGGGCAGCUACGCUCGGCCGGAGUGGCCGGAGCCCGACCCGCGGCGCGCGUGGCCCGUGCCUCAACCUAGGCCCGAACCGGAUAUUCCGGUGUACAUCCCAUCUAAGACGAUGCCGGAGCUACCGCUGGCGUACGGCGGGCAGCACACACUACGUGACGCGCCGAAGAAAGGGCCUCCGCCUCCACCGCCGCCGACGCCGCCCACGCCGACACCGGCGACUGCGCCGCCGGCGCCCAAACGGGAGCAGGAGAAUUUAUCCAAUAAGUCUACUAAACAAGAGGCAAGUAUACGACUUGAUUUACUUAAUACACGACGGGUCUCCGUCGACGCGACGCCCACGCCGACCCGAACAGGAACAGCAGAAUUUGUCUUAGUCCCUUCGCCGGUGGCGGCGAGCGGCGCGGGCGCCGACAUCGAGGUGCCGCGCUACACGGCGGCCCACGCGCCGCACUUCCUUAGCGACGAGCGCGACGGGCUGAGCGACCACCCGCCUGCCGCCGUGCUUCUACUAGUGCUAGGUGUGCUAAUGACGGCUGCCAUGGCGGUACUAGCGGGAUGUCGCGCACGCGCGGCGCGGCGUCGGCUACGGCGCGGCAAGUCGCCCUUCGCUCACGACGCCGACUACCUCGUCAACGGCAUGUACCUGUAGGCGCCGCCACCGCCCAAGACGCCGACGCCGGAAAAGUGAUGGUGGUCGUGACGAACUUUUUAUAAAAAGUAAUGAGAUCGAUUCAUGAAGACCAAGUUGGUUUUUGCCUCGUUAACAAAACGUGAGCCGCACACGUUAAUAAGUUAGCGAUUUAACUUAUUAUCACACUGCAAAACGUCUAGGUCUGGUUGGUUUUCAGGUUUUAAGCUAAGACUUGCGUAAGUUAAUCUUAUCCUAUUUACCUACUUACAUCUAAAGUGAUCGAAGGGCAUCCCCGAAACCUUCGAAGAGAUAAACGUUUUCUAAUCUUGCCAUACUCAAAAUCAUUAGUUAGUGCACAAGCCCUAAAACGUUUUGUUCACAAAGGCAAAAUACAACUAGGUCCUCCUAAACUGAAACCAAAGUGAUAACUAUAUUAUCUUGUACAACGUUUGAGCAGUAUCUGCAGUAUCAAUUGUGGAGGUGUCUAAGUAAAUUCUUUAGAUUUCCCGAUGUUCCGAGGUGUGCUUUUUCGGCGGAACUGUCGGAUUUAUUUUGCGAUUGAAUUAAAACUAAAUAGCUCAUCAUGUUUAACGCAUGUUAACUGUUCUGAUAUCAAAUUGUUAAUAUGAAUUAAAUAAUAAGAAUUAUUGAUAAUUUUACAUUAUUGUCUUCGUAAAAUAUGAAAGGUGGGAAGUGGGAAGUACCUAGCCAGGUUACCUGGCCAUAAUAUUCUGUCACCUGCCAAAUAUCAAUCUUUGAAAUACAUAAUACCUAAUUAGAUGAAACAUUCACCGCCUUUAUAAUACCGUGCACUGAUAUCUCUGAGUGAAUAAUCAAAAUAGGUAUAUACUUCUCUAAAUUCUCUAUUUUUUUUUGAUGUCUUAUUUAUUUAGACGUAAUAAACUUCGAGUGUUCGGAUUAAGUUUCCAAAUAAAUAUUAUAGAUCUGUU